This is a messenger RNA of Scheffersomyces coipomensis, 1347 nucleotides long. It is a transcript of the gene SPC34, whose product is annotated as Spc34p. Lineage: Eukaryota; Fungi; Ascomycota; Pichiomycetes; Serinales; Debaryomycetaceae. Bases 101 to 1015 code for a protein of 304 amino acids. Gene Ontology annotation, biological process: attachment of spindle microtubules to kinetochore. The record is from RefSeq and is a predicted model, not a curated record. The transcript has a single exon. Gene Ontology annotation, cellular component: DASH complex; spindle microtubule.
AGGAAAUUAGAGACAUUUUGUGUGAUAUCAAAUAAAACAUAUACAAAUCAAAUGUAAACAAUCAAACAGAUAUACUAUCAAAGGAUAGAUAGUAUAAGAUAUGCCAUCAUUGAGUUAUUUCCUAGAUAGGACAGAUCAAUCGAUACGAUCGAUCCAAUCACUUAAAUUCAAAUCACCUGGAAUAUUCACUAAUGCGAUCGUUAAGAAACCUAAUAUCACUAUUCUUUUAAAGGAUCCUACGAUAGAUGAGAGUUCAUUAUAUAAGAUAGUUAAACCAACGCUUAAGAAACGAAGAAUAACGACUCGGAAAGGGGGUGUUUCUGUGAUUAAUGAGUAUAUUGGGGUUAAGCCUGAACGAGUGGAUGGGAAGAGUGUUUAUGUUGAUAAGAGUUUUUCUGAGAUUGUUCAACUGACAAGUGGUGGUGGUAAUAAUAAGGAUAAAGAGGGAGAUGAUGAUGAGGGGGAAGGUAGUAAUAAGAGAUCGAUAGUUCAAUUGCCGGAGUUGAUUCAUAUACCCAGUGAUCCAGUGUUGGAACCAUCAUCAUCACCUACGAAAAGAGGAGGGAAUUCUACAAAUAUAUAUAAUCAUCCCUAUCAUCAUCAAAUCAAUUCAUAUUUCAAUAUAUCACCAUCAUCAGAUGAUAUUGAGAAAUUGAUUAAUAAAACGAAUAAGUUGAUUCAAAAGUAUCCUACAUUGAUUAAGAAUCAAGCGGAAGUUAUUAAUAAUUUGAAUCAAUAUCAAGAGAAUUAUGAUGAAUUAGCAGCCAGUAUACAAGAUUUAGAACAUGAUAUUAAGAAACAAAGGAAACAAUUGAAUAUUUUGAAUAUUAAUUAUAGUGAUAUAGGAAGUCCUGUUAAAGAGGGUCAUGUCUUGACUCAAGAUGAUGAUGAUGAUUCAGAUGAAGAUGAUGAGGAUCAAGGAGAAGAAGAUUUUGAUGUGGAUGAGUAUAUCCGAAAGGAAGAACAAGAGAUUGAAGAAUUAGAACAACAAUUAAAUCAAAGACAAAGAAUAUGACUUACAGGUUUAGAUUUUCACUUACGAUGAAAGUAGUAUAAAGUAAAUAUUUAUAUUAUAAUAUAUAUAUACAGAUAUAAAUCAAAAAAGAUUUUUUAUUAUUGGUUUAAAGAUAUCUUUCGUGAAUAAAUUAAACUGAAUUAAUUUAAACAGAGGUUAAGAUAUCAGAAUCACCAGCAUCUAAGAUAGAUAAAGUACCAACUCUGAAUAAUUUACCACAAGCAGUACCUAAUUCAUUAUUACCACCUUGGAAGUAGUAAACUGGAGUUUUAGAUAACAUAGCGUAAUAUUCUAAUUCAGAUUUUCUUAAAACUGGAGUGUUACCAGCAAUA